Molecule: messenger RNA, 395 nt
Organism: Hyposmocoma kahamanoa
Lineage: Eukaryota; Metazoa; Arthropoda; Insecta; Lepidoptera; Cosmopterigidae
Product: DNA-directed RNA polymerase III subunit RPC9-like
Exons: 4
Coding region: 16-393 (125 amino acids)
Biological process (GO): transcription initiation at RNA polymerase III promoter
Cellular component (GO): RNA polymerase III complex
Molecular function (GO): nucleotide binding
Source: RefSeq, a predicted model, not a curated record
AAUUUGACUUACCUCAUGGAAACGGUAAAAGCAAAUGCUGCAUUUUUGUGUAACUAUGAAGUUAUGCUGAUCCUACAGCAACUGAAGGAAAGCACACAGAAAAAACAUAAACGGGAAGGAUCUUUGGCCACUGUUACAUAUGAGACAGUCCACUUCCUACAAGACACAGACUGUAGAGUUCAGAGUGCUGAGGGCAUUCAAAAGUUUUUAGAAGCCAUGAAGAAGUUCAAACUCACUAAGACAGAGAAACUUAUGAUGGUCAACACUCCACCCCGAACUGAAUUGGAGAUACAAUUGAUGGUUCAAGAAAGUGAGGAGAGGCUGUCUGUAGAGGAUGUGCGCAAUAUCAUCGAGAUAGUCAACGAACACCUACCAGUCCGAGACCCUAGCUGACA